Molecule: messenger RNA, 2250 nt
Organism: Lodderomyces pseudojiufengensis
Lineage: Eukaryota; Fungi; Ascomycota; Pichiomycetes; Serinales; Debaryomycetaceae
Exons: 1
Coding region: 1-2250 (749 amino acids)
Molecular function (GO): protein binding
Source: RefSeq, a predicted model, not a curated record
AUGGAAGUAAUAUCAAAUCAACCAUCAGGUAUUCAAACUGCUUGGUUAUUAGCUACAUUAGGUUCAAAAGUAUCAUCAAGAAAUAAAAUUAUUAAAAAAGAUAAUAUAUUAAAUAUAUCUAUACCAAAUAUUUGUAAAGAAGUUAUAAAUCAAUUUGAACAACAACAACCUCAGGAACAACCUAUUCAACCAGUUAAUAAAAAUAUUAAAUAUGCAUCAAAUAUUCUUUAUGGAUUAUCAAUUUUAUAUAAAUCUAAAAUUUCAUAUAUUUUAAAUGAUUUAAAUUAUAUUCAAUUAAAAUUAUUAAAUAAUUUAAAAUUAAAUAAACAAGUAGUUACAAAUUCAAUUAUUACUAAUUCAAUUAAUAAUUCAAAAACUGGUGGUUUAAAAAGAUCAAGAUUUUUUGAAAAUGAUGAAAGUUUUGAUAUCAAAAUUGAUUUUUUACCAAAUUUAAAUUUAGAUGAAACAAUUCCACAAAUAAUAACUAAUGUUUCAGAAAAUCAACAACAUGUAUCACCUUCAAAAAGAAGAAAAAUUGAAAUUGCAAGAUUUGAUCAAUUAGAUUUUCCCAUUUUCAAUCAAUCAACAACAACUUUAAAUUCAACAACUACAAAUGCUACAACAACAACAAAUACAGCAUUAACUUUUGCAUUAUCAUUAAGUGAACAAGAAAACAGAGAAGUUGAUAAUUUCUUAAAUUCUCCAAUUGAAUUAAAUCAAAUUGAUGAUGAUGAAAUUUUAAAUGGUAGAAAUUUAAAUGAGAAUAAUGAUGAAUUAUCAAAUAUUCAAUUUAAUAUUAAUGAUGAAUUACAAAUUGAUGAAAGAAGAAGAAGAAGAAGAAAUAAUCAUGAGUUAGAUGUUAUUGAAGAAUAUUUAAAUGAAAAUGAAGAAAACCAGCAAAUUGAUGCUUCACAAAGUCAAAGACGUUCAUUGAUUGAUAAUAAUGAAUUUGAUAAUGAUGUAAUGGAUAUGAAUAUGGAUGUAGAUUUUGAAAAUCAUGAAGAAGAAAAUGAUCAAAGACAACCACAGCAUCAAGGUGAUGAUGGUGAAAGUGAUGAAAGUUUUCAUGUUAUUUCUGGUGAAGCUACACAACUGCAACGUCAACAACAACAAGGUCAACAACAACAACAACAAAGAAGAAAUAACCAAGAAACUACAACAACUACUAGAAUUUCAAGUUUAACAAAUAGAAGAUUAAUAAUAGAUGAUCCAAUAUCAUUACCAACUUCAACAAUAAUUGAAAAUAAUCGGGAUUAUCAAACAAAUAUGAUACAAUUAAGAAAUCAAUCAAUUCAAAUAGAUCAUCAACCAAUAAAUAGAAUAGAAGAAAUUAAUCAAUUAUUUAAUCAAUCCCUUACAUUAAAUAAUAGAUCAAUAUCAGAUCAUUUUUCUCAACAAUCAAGAAUUCAAGAAAUUAAUCAAUUAACUGAAAGUAUGGCAAAUGAAGAAAGUGAACAAGCAAGAAAUAUUGAAUUUUUACAAAUUGAACAAUCAAGAAUUUUUAAUGAAAAUGAUGAUGAAAAUCAAAGAGAUAUAGACAUGGAUUUUGGUGACAACCAGGAACAACAAAACGAAGAAAUUCCUCAUCCUGAUUUAAAUUUUGAUGAAAAUUUACAAGAUUUAGAAUUUGAAUUAAGAAAAUCAUCCCCCAAUCAAUCUCAACAAGAUUUAUUAAUGUCUAAUAAUGAAUCGAUAAAUAAUUCUCAAAACCACAAGAGAUUAAAAAAUUUUAUAAAUUAUUUUAUGGAAAAAUCGAUUGAAUUAAAUACAUUUACAACCACUAAUGAAGAAGAAUCAACAAAUUCAAAACAAUAUAAAUUAAAUUUUAAUCAAUUAGUUCCUCCACCAUCAUCAUCAUCACAACCAAAUACAAACCCAAUAAAUAAUAAAAAAAUUGCUAUUCAUUCAUUUUCUACAAUUUUAAUAUUAUUAAAUAAAACUAUUUUAAAUGUUGAUAUUAAAAAUCAAAAUUUAGAAAAUUCAGAAACUAAAAAAUUUGAGUUAUUAAAACCUGAAAAUAUUGAAUUAACUUUAAAAAUUAAUGAUGAUGAAGAUGAAAGUAGUGAUGAAAGUAGAGAUGAAAAUAGAGAUGAAAAUAGAGAAGAAAAUGGUGGUGGUGAAGAUACAAGAGAAAGUAUAGAAGGAAGAAGACAAGUUAGUAGAGAAGAAAGUAGAGGAGAAAGAAGAAGUUCUGAUCAACAAAGUGAUAGUUCAUUUGAAAUUAAUUCAAGACAAUUGAUUUCUGACUGA